CUCACCCUCCGGUGGGCGUGGCCUCUGGCGGACAGAGAUGUAAACAGCUAGUUAGCAUGUAGCAGCAGCAGCAGCAGCAGCGGAGCCUCAGACCCGGAGACGGUCUGACAGGAAGUUGUUGACUCUGUCGACAGAAGAAGAAGAAGAGAAAACGCUCCGUCCUGCUGCUGACGGAGAGACGGAGAGACUUUAUCUGCUUCUGGAGAGAAUAUUAAUAUUUAUUUAUUGAUGACGACGGACUUUAAUUCUGCCAGGAUUGGUGCGUCAUGUCCACAGUCGGUGUUAGUUUAGUGAAGCUGUCGACCGGCGGGAGAGCUGAAACGUCUUAGAGAGACCAGAGAUCAUCGAGGUUCCCCUGGCGGCCAUGUUGGGGCCUCAGCUGCUGCUCGCCGCCGCCGCCACGCCGUGAACCAACAACCAGCUCAUGAACGCUUCAGAGUCCUGAUUUCUAUUGUUUCUACGCUUGUUCUUGGUGUCUAUAAGGACUUAUCCGACCUCGUUCCUCCCUCUGCGAGUCAUGGCGGAGUCCAGCUCGGCGCCGGCGGCGGAGCUGCUGAUGGAACUCAACAAAGAGGACGGCAACGAGGGCGUCUCCAAAGAACUGAUGGUACCCGCGGCGCCGAGCAGCAACGGCGCCGCCGACAGCCCCGUCCCCGCCAAAGUCCUGAAGGAGGAGGAGGAGGACGAGGCCACGCCCACGCCGCCAGACUCGUCCUCGCUGUCGUCUGAAAACAUGACGGUUACCGCCAUCACCACAGAAGAAGAAUCUCUGUCGGCGCUGCUCAGACACAUCAAGACGGACCGAGGAGAGACAGGUCUGGACCUGGACCUGGAGGAGAGCUCGUCUAUGGCGGGGGGGUCUGAGGACCAGCGGGGGUCCACAGACUCGGCCUCGUUCUCCAUCCCUAGUCUGGACCUGUCUGAGGGGGUCCUGGCGGUGGGGAACUCUCUGGACCUGGAGGACGGUCUGUCCUCGUCCUACUCGGCACUCGGCGUGGAGGGAGUCUCCCCGUCCGCUGAGGGACCCGGUCUGAAGGAGGGACCCGGUCUGAAGGAGGGACCCGGUCUGAAGGACCAGGAGACGCUGGAUGCUGCUGGAGGCGCUGCAGCUGCUCCUCCUGCUGCCUCCUCCUCCUCCACAGCGGCGGCGGCGGCAGCGGGUCCGGAGGCGGCGGCGGGCGUGGCGGGGGCGGGGCCGACCAUGCCGGCGUACUACCUGGUGAAGUGGAUCACCUGGAAGGAGAAGAAGACUCCGAUCAUCACGCAGAGCGAGAACGGGCCCUGCCCCCUGCUGGCCAUCAUGAACACGCUCUUCCUGCGCUGGAAGGCGAAACUUCCUGCUCAGACAGAAGUCGUCACCACAGAGGACCUGAUGGCUCACCUGGGAGAGUGUGUGUUGUCUGUUACACCCAGAGAGAAGACUGACGGGAUGGAGCUCAACUUCCAGCAGAACAUGAGUGAUGCGAUGGCCGUCCUCCCGAAGCUCUCCACUGGUUUGGACGUUAACGUUCGUUUCACCGGAGUGACGGACUUCGAGUACACGCCUGAAUGCAUCGUGUUCGACCUGCUGGACAUCCCUCUGUACCACGGCUGGCUGGUCGACCCACAGAGUCCAGAGAUGGUGGCUUCAGUCGGGAAACUGAGCUACAACCAGCUGGUGGAGAAAAUCAUCGACUACAAACACUCAGCGGACAGCAGCCGAGUCAGUGAAGGUCUGGUGGCGGAGCAGUUCCUGGAGGCGACGGCCACCCAGCUCUCCUACCACGGCCUCUGUGAACUCAACACCACGGCCAAAGAGGGAGAGAUCUCCGUCUUCUUCAGGAACAACCACUUCAGCACCAUGAUCAAACACAAGGGACACCUGUACCUGCUGGUGACGGACCAGGGCUUCCUGCAGGAGGACAGUCUGGUCUGGGAGUCUCUCCACAACGUCGAGGGAGACGGGAACUUCUGCGACUCCGACUUCAGACUCUGUCAUCCUCCUCAGAGAGCUCCGCCCACCGCCAGCCUGCCGCCCAGCGCCCAGGAGCAGCAGAGGCAGAUCGACCAGGACUACCUGGUGGCGGUGUCCCUGCAGCAGCAGCAGGGCGGGGCCCCGGGGCCCCUCAGUGACCUGGAGCUGGCCCGGCAGCUGCAGCAGGAGGAGUACCAGCAGCAGCAGCAGCUCCAGCAGCAGCAGCAGCAGCAGCAGCAGGGAGCAGCACCGGCACCACAACAGGUCAGAGGUCAGGGGUCACAGCAGGGCGGGGCCAGGAGAAGAGAGAAGGACUCGGACUGUGUCGUCCUAUAGACUCUUCUUCAUCUUCAUCAUCUACGACCAACCACCAACACACACACACACACACACACACACACACACACACAGUAACACUCUGUCAGCUCGAUGCCAAACCCCAGUGAGUGCUUUUGUUAAACAGUUUGUCAGACGUGAUUCCUGGUUUUGGAAAGUUUGUAAAGAUGUCAGAAAGUUCUAAUAAUAAAGAUCUAUAAGUUCUAACUAACGGCUUUAAUCAUCAUCAAUAAAUGAAUAAUUCACUAAUGCGUUAUUGAUCAGCUGUGAAACAUUAAUAAGAAGAGUUUAGAUGAUAAUGGAUGAAAUGAUUUCAGAAUGUAAAAGUUUUCCUUGGAAUAAUAAUAAAUUAUAUUGUUACUAUUAAAACCAAAUAAGAUUUGUUAUCAUAAGACAUAUUUAAAAAGUUCCUCCAGGAGGAUCAAAGCUGAUUAAUCACCUUCUAAAUGUGUAUUGAUGAAGCUGUUAGUUACAACUUGUUACAUAAUGAAGGAAACUGUUGAAACUGUGUUUGAUGUAAAAUGUGUUUGAUGGGACCAGCAGAGGUCAGAGGUCACGUUUCUGCUUCGGACUGAUCCAAUAAUCCGCUUCACUGCAGAACAAACUCAACGUCAAACACCAGGAGUCCCCCUCACAUCAACACUGAUGAUAA
Molecule: messenger RNA, 2942 nt
Organism: Centropristis striata (black sea bass)
Lineage: Eukaryota; Metazoa; Chordata; Actinopteri; Perciformes; Serranidae
Gene: mindy1
Product: MINDY lysine 48 deubiquitinase 1
Exons: 12
Coding region: 518-2290 (590 amino acids)
Biological process (GO): protein K48-linked deubiquitination
Cellular component (GO): cytosol; cell periphery
Molecular function (GO): cysteine-type deubiquitinase activity; K48-linked deubiquitinase activity; cysteine-type carboxypeptidase activity
Source: RefSeq, a predicted model, not a curated record